AUGGUAAUAAAACGAUUGAGCUUUCCUGUGCAUAUUUCAUUCAGCUCAAUUGUGGUCUUCGGAAGAAACUACAGUCAGUUAGGCAGAAAGAGGAAUCCAUAUUUAGACCAAAAGGUGACUAGUUUGAACGUUGCAAUCUCGAAGAGCACAAUGGUAAAUACAGCAGUUGCGACUCCGGCGAAACAAAUAUUCAAACCCUUGGUAUGGAUAGAUUGCGAAAUGACAGGCUUGGACCACACAAAGGACCGAAUAAUCGAAAUAUGCUGCAUUGUGACUGACGGCCAUUUGAACAUCGUUGACGAUAACUGCUAUGAGAGUGUAUUACAUUGCGAUGCAGACGUGAUGGCCCAGAUGAAUGAAUGGUGCGUAGAGCACCAUGGUAAGAGUGGCUUGACGAGAAAAGUGAUAGAGUGCGAAAAGACAAGAGAACAGGUCGAAAAAGAGCUGUUGGAGUUCAUACAAAAACUGGUGCCUCAACCAAGAGUUGGUGUGCUUGCUGGCAAUUCUGUGCAUAUGGACAGACUCUUUAUGCUGAAGGAUUUCCCCCACGUCAUUGACCAUCUGUUCUACAGGAUAGUCGAUGUGAGCAGUCUAAUGGAGGUCUCGUUCAGACACAACCCGACUUUGGCCAGUUUUGCACCCAGAAAGGACAAGAAUCACACGGCUAAAAGCGAUAUUCUUGAAAGCAUAGAGCAGCUGAGGUGGUAUAGGGACAACUACCUGAAAGACGAGCAAGAGACAAAAUAUUUCGUCAAGCAACAACAGCAGGAAAGAGAACUAGAUAAGCUGAAGCAGCAGCUGCAAACGUUGCAAGCGCAGAUCCAGACCCAAGACCUGCCCUCAACCACCGAAAAGCGACCAAAGGAGAUCGAGCAUGGGCCAGUCUUGAAGUCGCGAAAACUAUAG
This is a messenger RNA of Zygotorulaspora mrakii, 906 nucleotides long. It is a transcript of the gene REX2, whose product is annotated as Rex2p. The coding region runs from base 1 to 906 and encodes 301 amino acids. NCBI's taxonomy places the organism in Eukaryota, Fungi, Ascomycota, Saccharomycetes, Saccharomycetales, Saccharomycetaceae. The record is from RefSeq and is a predicted model, not a curated record. Gene Ontology annotation, molecular function: nucleic acid binding; 3'-5'-RNA exonuclease activity. Gene Ontology annotation, cellular component: mitochondrion. The transcript has a single exon.